AUGGCGAAGCUAACAAUCCUUGCAGCUGUCCUUGUAGCCCUGGUAGCCCUCGCUCAGGUCUCCGCCCAUCGCACCACCAUCACCACCACCACCGUCGAUGAACAGGACACGAAUCAGCAGUCCCAAAGAAGGUGCCGCGAGCAGUUCCAAAGGCAGCAGCAGCUAAGCCACUGUGAAAUGUACUUAUCGUCCAGGAGCCCGCACGAGUUGGAAGUGAUGAAUCAGCAGCAGCAACAACUCCGACAGUGCUGCCAGCAGCUGGAGAACAUGGACGAGCAGUGCAGGUGCGAGGGAUUAAGGAUGAUGAUGAGGAGGCAGCAGCAGGAGGGACAGAUGCAGGGUGAGGAGAUGAGAGAGAUGAUGGAGGAGGCUCAACAGCUACCUGACAGGUGCAAUAUGCGACCUCGCCGAUGCCAAAUGCAACGCAGCUGGUUCUAA
Cornus florida is the source of this 438-nucleotide messenger RNA. RefSeq names its product 2S sulfur-rich seed storage protein 2-like. Gene Ontology annotation, molecular function: nutrient reservoir activity. The transcript has a single exon. The record is from RefSeq and is a predicted model, not a curated record. NCBI's taxonomy places the organism in Eukaryota, Viridiplantae, Streptophyta, Magnoliopsida, Cornales, Cornaceae. Bases 1 to 438 code for a protein of 145 amino acids.